AUGAGUUCCACAGCUGAAACUACUCCGUUGCUCCCUCAGCAUCAACAGCACUCAGCAUCCUCUAAUACGUCACAACGAGGAAGCCGUCCACCGCGGACAGUGACAUUCAACCCACUGGCCACGGUCAGUACAUACCAUGACGCUGCCGCUGCAGAUCCAACGUUUAGGCCUUUGAAUUCCGGAGCUUCUUCAGUUCCCAAUGCUCAAUCCAGUCAAUCGAGACCGACCGGCCUUUCUGCCCUGAAUAGCAAGCUCCGUCGCCGCAAUAGCCAUGGAGCACCCUACAGCACCGCGCUCCCCUCAAUGCCACCGGCCCCCAAAGUCGGACCCCAGCGAACGACGAAGAAUGCGCAGAAGCUGAAACUGCUUCCUGAUCCCAUCACAGCCGCCGAGGAGGACAUUACCGACGACGAAUUCCCGCGAGAUGUGUAUUCUCAGAUCACUCGAAUCAAGGAACCCACCGCCAGAGUCCACGCGGCCAAGCUAGGCAAAGCAGACAGAGAACGGUUACCGCGAGUAACAGCAUAUUGUACGGCGAAUUCAUACAGACUCGACGGGGUUCUCAAGUUUCUCAAAGCACGGUCCAAGACUCGCGGGGCGAAUCCGAAGCUCUACGAUGAAUGCGUCUACUCUCCGUAUGAUUAUUCAUACGAGGACAAACAAAAGGGGAACAGGACAUUAUCAGGCACUACGCUAGGUCUUCACAAUAUUUCGAGCCCUGAUAGGCCACCUGGAGAGCGCAGGUAUUCGGACAGUGCGGUUGAGGUAGCCGAUAAUACAAACACCCGAAGAGAAGACCUAAUCGACUUGCAAGAAUCGGAAUCGCAACAGCACCACGAUGCCCAGACGGACGGUUCAGUGGCAGUAUCGCAGACCGAUGAGACUCCAGACUUCGACACCACUAUCCACACACCAGAGGUCUUCCUUUUUGACUAUGGCACAGUCGUCAUAUGGGGCAUGACACCCGCAGAAGAAUCGCGCUUCCUUUCCGAUGUAUCUAAGUUCGCAAAUUCCGUCCUGAGUCCGGAGGAUACACAGGUGGAGAAUUUCAACUUCUACUACGCUCGCGAGUACCAGGCGCGGAUAUACAACGACUUCAUCUCAUUACGUGACCCUCGAAACCAUAUGAUCAAAAUCGCCAUCUCACAUGCCCUAUCACAAUCGGUGAAGACAUCUCUCUUUGAAGAUCUCGUUUCGGAAACGAUUUCCAAUACCGCGCCACUACCUGCUCAGAUUGCCCAGACGGGCAGUGUGAAUCUCACACGGCAACAAAUUAACAUGCAGAUCGGAGAACUGUUCAUUCUGCGAAUCAACAUCCAUCUCCAAGGCUCUGUUCUUGACAGCCCGGAGCUGAUGUGGGCCGAGCCGCAACUCGAGCCGGUCUACCAAGCUGUGAGGAGCUAUCUCGAGAUGGACCAACGUGUUAGUCUGUUGACGGAGCGACUGGACGUCAUUGCCGAUCUCCUGGCAGUCUUGAAAGAUCAGCUAACUCACCGCCAUGGUGAGUACCUCGAAUGGAUCGUCAUCGUUCUCAUCGCAGCAGAAAUUCUUGUUGCUGCCAUCAACAUCGUGGUCGACUUGUAUGCUGGAGUCGAAUAA
Messenger RNA from Aspergillus clavatus NRRL 1, 1599 nucleotides. Its product is annotated as YagE family protein. NCBI's taxonomy places the organism in Eukaryota, Fungi, Ascomycota, Eurotiomycetes, Eurotiales, Aspergillaceae. The transcript has 2 exons. The record is from RefSeq and is a predicted model, not a curated record. The coding region runs from base 1 to 1599 and encodes 532 amino acids.